Suillus plorans is the source of this 600-nucleotide messenger RNA. RefSeq lists its product as uncharacterized. NCBI's taxonomy places the organism in Eukaryota, Fungi, Basidiomycota, Agaricomycetes, Boletales, Suillaceae. The record is from RefSeq and is a predicted model, not a curated record. The transcript is spliced from 12 exons. The coding region runs from base 1 to 600 and encodes 199 amino acids.
AUGUCUUCCUCAACGCAGAACCUCAUCCCACAACUUCACCUCGGGAACACGUUUGGAGCACUGUUUAUUGGGGUCAUCUUCGCAGCAAUUCUCUUUGGUCUAAGUAACAUUCAAGCUUUCGUCUACUUUCAGUCACACAAGGGCACCAAGGUAUUGUUCCCUAAGUUAGCCGUCGUCUUGCUUUGGAUAUUCGACGCUCUGCACCUGUUCUUGAUAGUCCACUGCGUCUAUUAUUAUUUGGUGGUCCACUACGCAGACAUCAGUACACUCACAGAAAUGGUGUGGAGCUUCAAACUUCAAAUAGUCAUCGAUGUUGUAAUUGUCUACGGGGUACAUCUUCUGUAUUUUCAUCGCAUAUGUAUAUUCGCCAAGGGUCGAUCAAAAGUCCUCCCUAUAGCAGUGGGCGUAAUCGUAAUUUCGGGUUCAGGUGUUGGCAUCGCCCUUAUUUGGGCCUUAUACCGGUGUCAUAUGUUCUCGGAUCUGAUUAAAAUCGAGUGGGCAAUAUUUAUGGCUUUGGGCACGAUUGCUUUCGUCGAUUUCGUGAUAGCAUCAUCGCUAUGCUAUCUCCUCGCUAUUUCCCGUACUGGAUUUUCUAAGUGA